Messenger RNA from Orbicella faveolata, 1592 nucleotides. RefSeq lists its product as uncharacterized. The record is from RefSeq and is a predicted model, not a curated record. NCBI's taxonomy places the organism in Eukaryota, Metazoa, Cnidaria, Anthozoa, Scleractinia, Merulinidae. Gene Ontology annotation, cellular component: mitochondrial outer membrane. Gene Ontology annotation, biological process: mitochondrial protein catabolic process; mitophagy by internal vacuole formation.
AUGCCUUNUUCUUAUAGAAUUGCAGAGCUUGGAACAGAACUCCGUUCAAAGCAGGAGGAUUACGACAAGGAAAUUCAUCGCAGUAGGAAUGAAUUAGCUAAGAAAGAAAAGGAACUAGCAGAAAAGAAAGAAGAGUUGCACAUGUUAAGAAAACGACACGGUGAAUCCUUCAGAGAUCAGAAAGGCAAAAUAGAUGAAUCAGAAGCAAGAAUUGCAGAGCUUGGAGAGAGGCUUCGUGCAAAACAGGAGGAUUACGACAAGGAGACACAACGCAGUAGGAAAGAGUUAGCUGAGAAAGAAGAGGAACUAGCAAAAAUGAGAGAACAGUUGAACACGGUAAAAGAGCAGCACGAUGAGUCCUUCAGAGACCAGAAAACCAAAAUAGACGAAUUACAAGCAAGAGUUGCACAGCUUGAAGGAGAACGUAUUUCACUGCAAGAGGAUUUUGAAAAAGAGAGGCAACGUAGCAAGCAAGAAAUGACCGAAAAAGACAAAGUACUGCAUAAAGGGGAAAUAGAGCAAGAAAAGGCAAAACAACAUUACGUCGAUGAUUUGAGAGACAAGGAGACCAGAUUGAAGAGAUCAGAAGCCAGGUAGGUGCAGCGUGAAUUCUGAUUUUGUUGAUGUAGCUUAAAGUACUACUGUGACCAAAAAUCAAUUCUACUUUUUCUUUGUAUUUCAAAAAUAUAUAAUUGAACCACUAAGUGACCGAAGUUUUAAGCCUUCAUUUCAAAGACACCUGUUUAUUUUGACUGAAAUUUUCCCAAUUGAUGGUCCGCCAUUACUAACUUUAAAAUCUUGAGAGAGCUGGAUCGAGGAUAAGAUGACGUCAAAGACUCACUAGUUUAAAAAUGUGCAAGCGCCUAAAUUAAUAUGCAGCACGGGAGUUUCGAACUUUCAGACUUUUAAACUCGUGUUUUGAAUGUACAAUAAGCUGCGUUUAUACGCUGCAAUUUUAAGCUGGUGAGUCUUUGACGUCAUCUAACUCAUCCUCGAUCCAACCCUCUGAGGUCCAAUCGAUCAGUCUUGAAUGUGAAAUGACGGCCGUGAAAUCCUAAACUUGCACUCAAAGAAAACAGCCUUUGGAUAAAAUUCGAAGUUCAAGAUUUUGCCAGUCAGGUGUCAAACAAACACGCUUUCAAAAUUUGAAGGAAAAGGGGAAGUGAAUUUUUGAUCAUAGUAGCACUUUAAUACAUUUUACACUUUCAUAUUUCGCCAUCUUUUACUGUUUGCACGACGAUACAUACUAGUUAUGCAACACUUCGGAGUGGAAUACCAUAAAAUAUCCUGUGAGUCACUCGUAAUUUCUCGGUAUACACAUGAGCCUUCUGGCGUUUAGGGCGGCGAAAUACGAGAUACAAAACCCUCAACUUAUCGCGCAACAUCAGCAAAUUUGUUGCGUGGCAAGUUGUGAGUUUGAUAAAAAACGAGCAACAAAGCCAAAAUUUGUUGGUCAAAGUAGACCCGCGCUCUGCUUUUCGCAACAACUUACUUCAACCCGCAACAAAUGUUUUUGUUGCGCGACAAGUUGAUCACGCAAGGUGAAAAACGGGAAACAUCGACCAAAACUUGCAACGAAACAGUGUUGCGCA